This is a messenger RNA of Alexandromys fortis (reed vole), 710 nucleotides long. RefSeq names its product HIG1 hypoxia inducible domain family member 1B (gene Higd1b). Bases 340 to 636 code for a protein of 98 amino acids. The record is from RefSeq and is a predicted model, not a curated record. Gene Ontology annotation, biological process: mitochondrial respirasome assembly. Gene Ontology annotation, cellular component: mitochondrion. The transcript has 3 exons. NCBI's taxonomy places the organism in Eukaryota, Metazoa, Chordata, Mammalia, Rodentia, Cricetidae.
UACUCUGGGUUUUCUCAGCUGUUUUUCUUGGCCAGAGGAUCACACCCAUAGGGAUGCAGAUAGGGAGCAGGAAGCAAGAGAACAGUAAAGUCAGAUGAGCCGGAAAGGAGGCAGAUGCUAAGGACAUGAGGAAAGUAGCCGCCAGCGGCCCAAACACCUAAGAGACAACACCCGAGGGGGCAGCUUCUCAAGUGCAGGUUGUGCUGGGCUGGGCAUGGUAAGGUCCUUGCAGGUAAUCCUCCUUCCCCUGGAGACCAGGAUCAGCAUCCUCGUUGUGGACUUCUUCUAGGGCUGGGCAGAAUCCUAGGCUCACAGCCACUACCAUCUGGACCUGGGAUCAUGUCUGCUAACAAGGGCUGGUGGGUGCCACCUGAGGGUGAGGACAACCUGUCUGGGAAGUUCCUAAGGAAGACCAGGGAGUCUCCACUGGUGCCUAUAGGUGUAGGAGGCUGCCUGGUGAUAGCCGCAUACAGGAUUUACCGGCUGAAGGCUCGAGGUCCCACCAAGUUGUCCAUACAUCUGAUUCACACCCGAGUGGCAGCACAGGCAUGUGCUGUGGGUGCGAUCAUGCUCGGUGCUGUGUACACAAUGUACAGAGAUUACGUCAAGAGGGCGUCAGAGGCUCCUAAGAAGUAGGGCUCCUGACAUGGCUGGACGGCCCAGUUCCCAGCUGUCUCUGUAUGUGCCCAAUAAAGCCAUGUUGAAGAGAG